Messenger RNA from Daphnia pulicaria, 1744 nucleotides. RefSeq names its product coactosin-like protein. Gene Ontology annotation, biological process: regulation of actin filament polymerization. The record is from RefSeq and is a predicted model, not a curated record. Gene Ontology annotation, cellular component: plasma membrane; cortical actin cytoskeleton; site of polarized growth. NCBI's taxonomy places the organism in Eukaryota, Metazoa, Arthropoda, Branchiopoda, Diplostraca, Daphniidae. Gene Ontology annotation, molecular function: actin filament binding. Bases 615 to 1097 code for a protein of 160 amino acids. The transcript is spliced from 5 exons.
GCGUGGCGUUUCAUCAGUCGUUGCCUUUCCCACUGCGAGCUUGCGUGUCUGCACUAGUACCGGAGAGCUCGUCAAAGGAUGUGGUAGAGAGAGAGAAACACCAGAGGUUAUUUCAUUUUGUCGAUAAAAACAGGAAAGAGAAGACGGAAAAUCGUCAGAGCCAAAAGAGAACUACCACUCCAGUAGUAGACCGUACCAGCGUUUGACUUUUUUUUGUUUCUUCUUCUUUCUCUCGUCCCUACGAGUGGCACGUUCCCGAGACCACGGAUCGAGUUUGGCGUGUUGGCUUUACGCUCUCAUCACUCUGCACUCGAUUGCAGUUCUCUCGAAUCUAUCUGUGCUGUCCUCUCGAAUCCCUCGUUCUCUUUCGGUCUUGACCGUAACGGUCGCCAUUCCGAUCGACCGUCGUGAAUUCAGCGUCUUUGAGUCUCCGUUCCUUUUUUGAUUAUCUUUGAGCGUUGACGGGAAAAAAGGGGGAGAGAUACAGCAGUGUCUCGAGUGUACUGCUGCUGCUCUGUACGUGGCCAGUGUGUCGUUGCGUGCUCUGCCCGUCCGUAAAGAGAGCGAGAGAAUCCACGUUGCGCAUAGCACACACUCGAUUGCGUUUGCCCACCAUGUUCAGCAGAGAAAAUAACAGCCGAGUCAGUCUUCGCAACAAGACGCUGGAGACGCACAUCGAUCGGCAGAGUGUACGAGAGUCUUACAACGACGUCCGCUCGGAUUUCACCGAAACGAAUUGGGCGGUGUUCCAAUUCGAAGGCAAUCAGAUCUGCAGCAAGGCUGUCGGCAGCGAUUUCGCCGACUUUCGAACUCAAUUCGUCGACGAUGAGCGCGCCUUUGGAUUCGUUCGCAUUCAGAGCGGCGACGAAAUGAGCAAGCGGACCAAGUUCCUCUUUGUGACUUGGCUGGGGCCCAACGUCAGCACGAUGAAGCGCGCCCGGCUCAGCAGUGACAAGGCCCUCGUCAAAGAAAUCAUCAUGAAUUUCGCAGUCGAGUUGCAGAUUGAGACGCCCGAUGAGCUGAAUUACGAGUUCUUCCGCGAAGCCGUCUGCAAAGCAGGCGGAGCCAACUACGGAACCGGUGUCCGGGAGCUGUGAUUUUUCUCUUAAACUUCCUCUUAACAUUUUUUUUUUCUCUCUCUCUUUUUCCUCUCACAAUAUUCCAUCUCCUGUUGUCUUGGUUUACUAUUACUCGAGUCUCGAUUGAUGCUAGUUGCAGAGGCGUAGGCAAUGAAGUGCUCUAAACUUAAAAAAAAGAAACACAAUCCAAAAUUCAGCUCUUAAUAUUUAGUCCUUUUUUCUUUUUUUUUUAAACACAAAUUCUUUUGUUUUUUGGAUUUGUGCAAAAGUGAAUGCAUUCGAGACUAUUAUUUAUCGGUCUUUGAGGCUUCGGUUGUGUGCCUUAUACAGCUUCCAAAAAAAAAAAAUAACCCUCCCCCCUCCAAAAAGCAAGAGUAAAUUGCAAGUGAUGUGAAAAAAAAUAUGUUAUUCCUUCAGUUGAUGUUUCUAAAUCGAUCCACGUACCAAUGUAGAUGUCAACUCAAUCGGCCAUUUGCUUUCUUUUUUUUUCAAAUUUUUAAAGAAUUAAUUAAUCGAUUUGGAAGCCAUUUUUGGUACACUUCUAUUUGAAUUUUCCUUCCGUUUAUUCUAUCCUCUUUUUCGAUGACAUGUUUCUCUACUGUCGAUAAAAACAAAACAAAAAAAAACAGAUUAAUAAUAUCUAAUAUACACGGCCUUAAUGGAAA